Messenger RNA from Dicentrarchus labrax (European seabass), 664 nucleotides. RefSeq names its product protein FAM200A-like. The transcript has 2 exons. NCBI's taxonomy places the organism in Eukaryota, Metazoa, Chordata, Actinopteri, Moronidae. Bases 143 to 571 code for a protein of 142 amino acids. The record is from RefSeq and is a predicted model, not a curated record.
UCCAUAGAAAAUAUCACAGCGAGGGAGAAAAUGGCGGAGCCUGCAGGUCUUCAGCAACCGUUUCCUGUCCAGGAGCCCGCCCUAGGAGACGGCCUUUUCAACUUCCGGCUGAUAGAACAUAACUUUUUCCUUUCUUCUUUAAAUGAUGGAGACAUUGCACUUCUCUGCCCUUCAGAAACAUUUCCAGAGAUAUUUUCCAAUGCAGGAUCCCAAAGAAUAUGACUGGAUCCGUGACCCCUUCAGUGCAACACCACCUGCCGACCUCAGCACAGCCGAGGAGGAACAGUUCAUUGAUGUCACCUCCGAUUCAACAAUGAGGCUGCACUUUAAGUCAAAGACACUGGCUGCAUUUUGGAUUGGAGCGGAGAAAGAUUACCCACUGCUAGGUAAAAGAGCCCUGGCCAUUCUUCUUCCUUUUGCCACAUCCUACCUAUGUGAGAUUGUGGCUUCAAUCAAGACAAAAUACAGAUCAAAGCUAGACAUUGAAAAUGAACUCAGAGUGGCAGUCUCACAACUGCAACCCAGAUUUGAGAAGAUGUGCAGCAUGAAGCAAGCCCACACCAGUCCCUGAAAAGAUGUGAGGGUUAAAGGUGUCAUUUUUGCACAACAAAUCUUUAGGUUUUUGUUUUUUAACUUACAGAGAGGCAAUAUUUGAAAAAUUUCG